This is a messenger RNA of Hypomesus transpacificus, 2475 nucleotides long. RefSeq names its product extracellular calcium-sensing receptor-like. Bases 16 to 2475 code for a protein of 819 amino acids. Gene Ontology annotation, biological process: G protein-coupled receptor signaling pathway. NCBI's taxonomy places the organism in Eukaryota, Metazoa, Chordata, Actinopteri, Osmeriformes, Osmeridae. Gene Ontology annotation, cellular component: membrane. The record is from RefSeq and is a predicted model, not a curated record. The transcript is spliced from 7 exons. Gene Ontology annotation, molecular function: G protein-coupled receptor activity.
AGAAAGGGGGACAUCAUGCUGGGAGGGAUCUUGUCCUUCCACAGCAGCUGGAGAAACGUGGACCGCGACUACACUGACGUCCCCUCGGCUCUGCUGUGUGAAAGUCUAAAUUUCAGGGCGUUCCAGGAGGCCCAAGCGAUGAUCUUUGCCAUUGAAGAGAUUAACAACAGCUCAUCCCUCCUGCCUGGCAUUACUCUGGGAUACAAGAUCUACGAUUCCUGCGGUUCCAUAGCCAGGGGGGUGAGGGUGGCUCUCGCCUUGGCUAAUGGGAACGAGGACUCAUUCCCGGCCUCAUCCCCAGCCUCUAACUGCAGUAGACCAGCCCAGGUCCAGGCCAUCCUGGGGGAAUCCUCCUCCUCUCCCUGCAUGGCCAUAGCUACCGUCCUGGGGCCCUUCCGUAUCCCUGUGAUCAGUCACUUCGCCACCUGCGCCUGUCUCAGUGACAAAGCCCGCUACCCCUCCUUCCUCAGGACCAUCCCCAGUGACCUCUACCAGAGUCGGGCCCUGGCCCAGCUGGUGAAGCACUUCGGCUGGUCCUGGGUGGGGGCCAUCCGGACCAAUGACGACUACGGCAACAACGGCAUGGCGGCGUUCACGGAGCAGGCGGAGCGGCUGGGAAUCUGCCUGGAGUACUCCGUCUCCUUCUUCAGGAACGACCCCAAGGAGAAGCUGCAGAGGGUGGUGGACAGCAUCCAGGCCUCCUCCUCCAGGGUCAUCGUCUCCUUCAUGUCCUACAUGGACUUGGAGGUGCUGGUUCGCGAGCUGGACCGCCACAACCUGACUGGGUACCAGUGGGUGGGCACCGAGGGCUGGAUCACCGACUCCUACACCGCCACCAUGGAGGGCCACCACGUCCUGGACGGAGCCAUAGGCCUCGCCAUCCCCAAGGCUGAGGUCACAGGCAUGAGGGAGUUCAUCCUGGACGUGAAGCCCCUGAACACCUCCGGUAGCCUGCUGUUCACAGAGUUCUGGGAGGCUCUGUUUGACUGCAGGUUCCAGCGUGCAGCGAGCGGAGCGCAGGGGGUGUGGAGGGAGUGUACAGGGCAGGAGGACCUGACCGGCAUGCAGAACACCUUCACGGACAUGUCGCUCAUGGCCAUCUUUAACAACAUCUACAAGGCUGUGCACGCUGUGGCCCACGCGCUCCACCGUCUGCUGAGCUGUGAGCAGACAUGUGCCAGUCGCAUGCAGCCAGACCCACACACUAUCUUAGAGGAGAUUAAAAAGGUCCGCUUCCAGACCAAAGAGGGAGAGGAGGUGUAUUUCAAUGAGAACGGAGAUCCAGCUGCCAAGUACGACAUCAUCAACUGGCAGCCGAGAGCAGACGGCAGCGUGGGCUUUGUGGUGGUGGGUCUGUACGACGCCUCCGUACCUGCCCACAGACAGCUGACUGUGAGGAACAUCCCUCUGGUCUGGGCCCACAACUCCAGACAGGUCCCUGUGUCUGUGUGCAGUGAGAGGUGUCCCCCAGGAACUCGUAAGGCCGUGCAGAAAGGAAAGCCUCUCUGCUGCUACGACUGUCUCCCAUGUGCAGAGGGAGAGAUCAGCAACCACACAGAUUCUAUAACCUGUGAGAAAUGUCAUUCUGAGUUCUGGUCGAAUGCGAGGAGAGAGAGCUGUGAGAAGAAGGACACAGAGUUCCUGUCCUAUGAAGAGGUCAUGGGCGCGCUUCUGACCUCUGUCUCGCUGCUUGGGACAUGCAUGACUGGUGGUGUGGCGUUCAUUUUCUUCAGGUAUAAGAACACUCCCAUCGUCAGGGCCAACAACUCAGAGCUCAGCUUCCUGCUCCUCUUCUCAUUGGCUUUGUGUUUCCUGUGUUCUCUCACCUUCAUCGGCCGGCCCUCUGAGUGGUCCUGUAUGCUGCGCCACACGGCGUUUGGGAUCACCUUUGUCCUCUGCAUCUCUUGUAUUCUGGGGAAGACUAUAGUGGUGCUGAUGGCCUUCAGGGCUACACUUCCAGGAAGUGAUGUCAUGAAAUGGUUUGGGCCUCCACAGCAGAGACUCAGUGUCCUGGCUUUCACUCUCAUCCAGGUCCUGAUCUGUGUGCUGUGGUUAACAAUCUCCCCUCCCUUCCCCUUUAAGAACAUGGAACACUAUAAUGACAGGAUCAUUCUAGAAUGUGCCUUAGGUUCUGCUGUGGGCUUCUGGGCUGUGCUGGGGUAUAUAGGACUCCUGGCUCUCUUGUGCUUUGUCCUGGCUUUCCUGGCCCGAAAGCUGCCUGAUAACUUCAAUGAAGCAAAGUUCAUCACCUUCAGCAUGUUGAUAUUCUGUGCUGUCUGGAUCACCUUUAUCCCAGCUUAUGUCAGCUCUCCUGGGAAGUUCACGGUAGCUGUGGAGAUCUUUGCCAUCCUGGCCUCCAGUUUUGGUUUACUUUUCUGCAUAUUUAUUCCAAAAUGUUACAUCAUAUUACUCAAACCUGAAAAAAAUACCAGAAAGAGCAUGAUGAUGGGGAAAAAGGCUUUGAAAUCCUUAUGA